GAAGUCAAUGCAUGUUUUGUUACUGUCUGACAAAUCGGAUCUAGAUCGCAGUCACUAAAAGCAUAAAACAGCAGCAUUUCCUCGUUCUUUCACGAUCAAUCAUCGACAUAUUGAACAGUAGUCAAUUUCAGAAACAAUCUUUUCUUGCUCACUUUAUUUAAGUCUAUAAAUUCCUUAUUAUUAAACAUGCCUAAAGGAUCUUGUUUGUGCGGCGAAAUUCAAUAUGAAUUCACAGGCGAACCAAAGAUGACUGCUCUCUGCCAUUGUCAUGCAUGUCAAAAAUGGUGCGGCGCUACCUCGUCCUCCAACGUGCUUUUAUCUCGAACUCAGUUCAAGCUCUUGCAAGGAACGCCAAAGACAUAUGAGAUUCCCGGAGAUUCGGGAAAAAUGAACAAGCGUUCCUUCUGCGGGACCUGCGGAACCAGUCUUUUUGGUGAACUCGAGCUCAUGCCUGACUUUUUUGGUAUUAAAGCUGGGAGCCUCGAUGAUGGCGCUGCUGAUUAUGGUAAAGUUGCGACUGAGUUCUAUACGGAUUACCGACUCAGUUUCUGUAAAGCUAUUGAGGGCGCGAACCAGGAACCCAGGUUUGGAAAUUAAGUAGACGGUAUUAUAUUUUGGAAAGGAUGAGAAAGAUUCGUGGUUCAAUCUUUAAGGUUACCAUGUUCAUGGAAGGUCUUUGUAUGGGAUUGUCGGCUGGUGCAAGUAUUAUGUAGAUAUCGAAUAAAACUGACAGCAAUUCUUCCGGCUUUGGCAGCCCCGUAAGAUUAGACUCAAAUUGUUUCCUUUACCAGCUCGCUGUAUGUGUAAGGUGUACAGGAUUGUAUUUCUUCUUUCAUCAUUCCAAAUAUUCUAUGUUUCGCGAAGGAUUGUGGUACCUUGCCGUGAUGAAAUCUUGCAGAGCAAGUGUCAGAUAUGUACUCAUAGUAUGCGAGUCAAAG
Molecule: messenger RNA, 938 nt
Organism: Botrytis sinoallii
Lineage: Eukaryota; Fungi; Ascomycota; Leotiomycetes; Helotiales; Sclerotiniaceae
Exons: 3
Coding region: 187-597 (136 amino acids)
Molecular function (GO): carbon-sulfur lyase activity
Source: RefSeq, a predicted model, not a curated record